AAUAUGGAGUCGAAAAAAUUGCGCUUGCGCGUUUUACGACAGCAGCCGCGUCUGUUUUACCUGCACUUCGUCAACUCGCAUUCGUAUUGUAACUUGUAAGUGAAAAGAAUCAGAAACAAAAUCUCUUGUUCGUUACAAGAUGCUCUGGUCAAUUGUAAUACUACUCGUUAUCGGAAUCGUCGCCGCUCAAGACUGCAAAGGAUGCGUUUCUUUGGACUCUUAUUCCUUUGAUAAGGUAAUAUCAAAAUUUAAAGCUGCAGUCGUUAAAUUUGACGUAUCAUUUCCAUACGGAGAGAAACACGAGCAAUAUGCGCAAGUAGCCGCCGCAACAAAGGAUGCUCCCGAUCUACUGGUAGCGGAAGUCAGAGUCAAAGAUUACGGGGUUAAAGAUAACUCGGAUCUUGCCGCUCGUUACAAAAUAAAAUCCGAAGAUUUCCCUGCAAUUCUUCUAUUCUUACAAGGGAAAACGGAACCAGUUCCGUUUGUUGCUGAAAAAGAAUCCGAGUUUACCGCGGACAAUAUUAAACGGUUCAUUAAAUUAAAAUCUGGCGUGUAUUUUGGUCUACCUGGUUGUAUAGAACAGUUGGAUAGACUGGCAGAGGAGUUUAAGUCCAGCGGUGAAAAGGACAGGAAGGAAAUAUUAAACAAAGCAAAAGUAUUCGAGAAAACGCUACCUGAAAUACAACGAACUGCCGCUAAAGUUUAUGUUAAAACAAUGGAAAGAAUCUUAGAAAAAGGAGAUAUCUUUAUCCAGACAGAACAGACAAGAAUAGAGGGUAUCCUGAAAGGGAAAUUAUCAAAUCAGAAGAAACGCACAAUGGAAGAGAAACGAAAUAUCAUUCAUUCAUUUUUGCAUAGAGAUGAAUUGUGAAGAAGUUACCAUGACACGGUAUUACAAAUUUUAUCACGUGUGCUUUUUCAAAAAUAGCGUCGUAUUAAGAUUCAGUAUUCGUCAAUCGUUUUAAUCGUAAUAAUUUACAAACUCGUUUCGUGCAAUUUAAAAUCGACAAUACAUGGAACGAAAAUAUCAUUAGUUUUUAAUUUAAACAUUCCAGUAUUUUAUAAUAAUAUUUAAAAACCAGCCGAACAAUUAAAAAGUACAUUUUUAGAUUUUUGUAAGUGAAAUGUAGUCAUAAAUGGUUACGUCGUCACGUUAAUUAUUUCAAGUUUUGUAUCAAAACAGAAACACGACUGUAUUAUACAUCAUAAGAUGCAUUUAAAAUAAAUUUAAUAAGAUUAUAGUCGAAUAAACUCAAGUAUUUGAAAUUAAA
Osmia bicornis bicornis is the source of this 1271-nucleotide messenger RNA. It is a transcript of the gene wbl, whose product is annotated as endoplasmic reticulum resident protein 29. Gene Ontology annotation, biological process: protein secretion. The record is from RefSeq and is a predicted model, not a curated record. Lineage: Eukaryota; Metazoa; Arthropoda; Insecta; Hymenoptera; Megachilidae. Gene Ontology annotation, cellular component: endoplasmic reticulum; endoplasmic reticulum lumen. Bases 140 to 871 code for a protein of 243 amino acids. The transcript has 4 exons.